Molecule: messenger RNA, 1047 nt
Organism: Talaromyces stipitatus ATCC 10500
Lineage: Eukaryota; Fungi; Ascomycota; Eurotiomycetes; Eurotiales; Trichocomaceae
Product: mannosyl phosphorylinositol ceramide synthase SUR1, putative
Exons: 3
Coding region: 1-1047 (348 amino acids)
Biological process (GO): mannosyl-inositol phosphorylceramide biosynthetic process
Molecular function (GO): mannosyltransferase activity
Source: RefSeq, a predicted model, not a curated record
AUGGCUUCCGUGCGAGUGAGAUUAUUUACAUUGAUUAUUAUAAUGUUUUUGCUCUCGCAAAGAUGGUGGUUACCACUUGGGCACAUUUUCUUCAAUCUCGUAGCGCUCUCGAGUCGUUGGCACUACGCUUCUGCGGAGGCUUUCAUUUCGAAGGAGCAUGAUGAUUUCGAUGUGACGUUCGCCUCAUACGCUGCCAAUCAGAGUACCUCUGGUUUUGGAUAUGGAGAUGUGAUACCGCCUAUUAUGCACCAUAUAAAUUUGGGGUCCAAGCAGCCACGGCCGGAGUGGAUGGCGGCUCGAGAUGAGUGCAUCAGAUAUCAUCCACAUUGGAAGGCGUAUAUCUGGGACGACGGGGCGUCCGAGAGACUUGUUAGGGAAGAAUUUCCUCAUCUCAAAGAUAUGUGGGACAAUUAUCGCUUUCCAGUGGAACGCGUUGAUGCUCUACGAUACAUGAUUCUGCAGACAUACGGGGGUGUCGUUCUUGACUUUGACCUCUCUUGCAAGCGAAGCCUAGGGCCCCUGAGACGCUUCGAGUUUGUAGCUCCAGCCGCUCAUCCGACAGGCUUCUCCAUUGGCUUUAUGAUGUCCAGCCAAGGCAAUCCUUUUGUGCAGGAGCUUGUCAACAACCUGCCUAGAUAUAACUAUGUUUGGUUCUUCCUUCCCUAUGUGGCUGUCAUGUUUAGCACUGGCUGUCAUUAUGCAUCUACUAUCUUUACUCUUCAAGAGCACCACUCUACACUUCGAAUACUUGGUGGUAUUCCUGGCUCUCCACACUUACACAUGCUGAACGGAUUCGCUGAGACACCGUUGUUCCGCCAUCUCGGAUCAUCAUCCUGGCACAGCUUCGACGCUUCUCUCAUUAACUGGCUUGGCCAUCUAAACAAGGGGUCUGUUAUUGGUCUAACUGUUGUCUCUUUCAUGACUUCGGUAAUAAUAAUACUAUGUCUAAUGUGUCUACGGCGAAAUUAUUGCUCUACAUUACGAAGCGGAUCGAGUAUUGACAAAUACUGUUUGGAUAGUGGAAUAACUUGCAUCAAGGAGGCAUAG